This is a messenger RNA of Galleria mellonella (greater wax moth), 9348 nucleotides long. RefSeq names its product mucin-2 (gene zye). Lineage: Eukaryota; Metazoa; Arthropoda; Insecta; Lepidoptera; Pyralidae. Bases 18 to 8729 code for a protein of 2903 amino acids. The record is from RefSeq and is a predicted model, not a curated record. The transcript has 11 exons.
UAGCGCGCAUGCGCACUAUGACCCCUGGCGUUGCGUGGUGCGGACAUACGUUGAGUUCGAUAUUUGGUGCUUGUGUGACGUUGUGUCGUGUUUUUUUCGUGUAUUCAAGGCCCCAUGAAGCGGCUGUCAUGCGCAUUGCGACAUUGAUUGCACUCGUGCAGCUGUCGCUCGCUACAGCUGUUUCAGAUGAUGCUAUUAACACCCUCACAGCGGCGGAGUUAAAUCUCCAAUUAUCCGGUGACAAUGCACUCUCACCAUUCUACGAAGCAAGCGCCGAAGAGACGGGGGUCAACUUUAUUAGAGGAUCCAGGGCUAUAGAUAGUCCCCUAUCCCCAGAAAUAAACGUCCAAUGUGGAUCCGAUUACAUCGAUGUCACUGUCGAGUUUCCUGAUAUCUACGAUGGUAUUAUAUACAGCAAAGGACAUCUUAACGACCCUAAGUGCAAAUAUGUUACCCUCGGCGGUAGUGAAUCUCAAUACUCGUUUAGAGUACCACUCAAUGGAUGUGGGUCCCGUCCGCUUUGUAAUGCUUGCGGCACCAUCGACAACAUCCUAGUUUUCCAAGCCGAUGACUUUGUUCAAGGACCAUUGGACUUCGCUAGAAAGGUAUCGUGUGCCAGCACAUCCCUUGAAGUGUCAGCAGGUGUUGGCAAACAAGAAGAGACACACACCCUUAAACUGAAGCCUUUCAUGGUGGACAUGCUGGAUGUGGUCGCAGUGCAGGGUCCUGGUGGUGGUGUCGAGUGCUGGAUGGAUAUACAAAAAGGAGUCUUCCCAAAUACUACUCCUCUCAAGGAUUCGAUCAAGAUUGGCGAGUAUCUUACCAUACUAGUGUACCUAAAAGAUGUCAGGAACCAGUUUAACCUUAAGAUACAUGACUGCUGGGCGUACGACAACGAAAAUUACGAUGGCCCUAAAACAAAUAAAAUACAACUGACCGACAAAGAAGGUUGUCCUAAAAAAAAGAAACUCAUUGAUCUCUGGCAAAAAUCAACAAACACAGGAAACAGCGGCGCCACAUUGAUUGCUUACAGCAAAGUCAGUGCUUUCAGAUUCCCAGAAACGGAUCAAGUGUAUCUCACUUGUAAUGUCGAGUUAUGUACAAAUAAUUGCGAUGCCAACUGCCAAGGAAUUACAGGUGAAAUCAGCACAACGUAUAGACCUCAACAGCAAUGUUACCCUGGUUCAUCAGAUCCUCGAUGUCAACAAAAACCUGAUUGUUAUCCGGGAUCCCAAGAUCCACGUUGUCCUGGAACGUCGUCAACUGCACGUCCUACUUGUUAUCCUGGUAGUACUGACCCGAAGUGUUCAAAAUCAACAACGCCCUCUCUACUGAAUUGUUAUCCUGGAAAUACCGACCCAAGAUGUCCAAAACUAACUACACCUUCCCCACCUAACUGUUAUCCUGGUAGCAUAGACCCAAGAUGUCCUCAACCAACAACCACAGGUCGUCCGAACUGCUAUCCAGGUAGCGCAGACCCAAGGUGUCCCCAAUCCAUAACUACUCCUCGUCCAAACUGCUACCCAGGUAGCACAGAUUCAAGAUGUCCAAGACCUUCAACAACUUCUCAGCCUACUUGUUAUCCUAGCAGUACAGACCCAAGGUGUCCAAAACCAACUACACCUUCUCAAACUAACUGCUAUCCUGGCUCGCCAGAUCCUCAAUGUUCUAUAUCAACUCAAACAACAAAAGGUUCUUGUUUCCCAGGAUCUAAUGACCCCAGUUGUCCCAAAACGAUCACUCCAACAACUCCAGUGUCUCCUAAUUGUUUUCCUGGAACAACAGAUCCUCGCUGUCCUAGCCCAUUUACUACAACUCCUAAAGUCAAUUGUUAUCCUGGUUCCACAGAUCCAAAAUGUCCAAAACUAACAACACCAUCCCAACCCACCUGUUUCCCAGGCAGCACAGAUCCCAGAUGUCCAAAACCUACAACUCCUUCUCAACCCAACUGCUACCCAGGUAGCACAGAUCCAAGAUGUCCAAAACCAACAACGCCCUCUCAACCUAACUGCUACCCAGGUAGCACAGAUCCAAGAUGUCCAAAACCAACAACUCCUUCUCAGCCCAACUGCUACCCAGGUAGCACAGAUCCAAGAUGUCCAAAACCAACAACGCCUUCUCAACCUAACUGCUACCCAGGUAGUGCAGAUCCAAGAUGUCCAAAACCAACAACACCUUCUCAACCUAACUGUUAUCCUGGAUCUCCAGAUCCUAACUGCCCAAAGCCAUCGCAACCUUCCACACUUACACCGUCUACUUAUUUACCACCAUCGACGUCACAACCAAAAUGUUUCUCCGGAUCUAGUGAUCCUCGUUGUAUAAACUGUUACCCAGGCAGCUUAGAUCCACGUUGUCCUCAAAUAACUACAACUACAUCUAAACCAGUCUGUUAUCCGGGCUCUCCUAAUCCAAAUUGUCCACAACCAUCUCGUCCCACUACUCUAAAUCCUCCUACCUACCUUCCACCAUCUACAACGGGUAUCAAGUGUUAUCCAGGAUCCUCAAAUCCCAAAUGUACUCAAUCAACUACACUGCGCCCCAACUGCUACCCUGGCAGUACAGACCCAAGUUGUUCUCAACCAACAAUAACGGUUCGUCCUAAAUGCUAUCCUGGUAGUACCGACCCAAGGUGUCCUCAGCCAUCAACCACAGCUCGUCCCAACUGUUAUUCUGGUAGCACAGAUCCAAGGUGUCCUCAACCAACAACUACAGGUCGUCCAAACUGCUAUCCUGGUAGCACAGACUCAAAUUGUCCUCAAACAACAACUACUUCCCGUCCAAACUGUUACCCUGGCAGCACAGAUCCAAGGUGUCCUCAACCAACAACUACAACUCGUCCGAACUGCUAUCCUGGUAGCAAAGACCCAAGAUGUCCUCAACCAACAACUCCAGCUCGUCCCAACUGCUAUCCUGGUAGCACUGACCCAAGAUGUCCUCAAUCAACAACUACUCCCCGUCCAAACUGCUACCCAGGCAGUACAGAUCCAAGAUGUCCACAAACAACAUCACCUUCUCAACCCAACUGCUACCCAGGUAAUAAAGAUCCAAGGUGCCCUCAACCAACAACCACAGCUCAUCCAAGAUGUCCAAAACCAACAACACCUUCUCAACCCAACUGCUACCCAGGUAGUAGAGAUCCAAGGUGCCCUCAACCAACAACAACAGCUCGUCCCAACUGCUAUCCUGGUAGCACAGAUCCAAGAUGUCCCCAACCUACAACUACUCCUCGCCCAAACUGCUACCCAGGCAGCACAGAUCCAAAAUGUCCAAAACCAACAAUACCUACACGUCCAAACUGCUACCCUGGUAGUACUGAUACAAGAUGUUCUAAGUCAACAACUCAAAAACCAAUAUGUUAUCCAGGCUCACCUGACCCUAAUUGCCCACAAGUAUCUCGACCUACUACAUUAACGCCUCCUACUUAUUUACCGCCAUCAACAUCACGACCAAAGUGUUACCCAGGUUCUACUGAUACUCAGUGUUCUCAACCAACAACCACAUCUCGUCCUAACUGUUAUCCUGGAAGUACAGAUCCCAGAUGUCCACAAUCAACAACUAUACGUCCCAAAUGCUAUCCAGGAUCUACAGACCCUAACUGUCCCAUAUCGACAACAUCAACUCGCCCCAAUUGUUACCCUGGUAGUACAGAUUCAAGAUGUUCUCAACCGUUAACUACUGCUCGUCCUAACUGUUAUCGCGGUAGUACUGACCCAAGGUGUCCAAAACCAACACCGCCUUCUCAACCUAAUUGCUACCCAGGUAGUACAGACUCAAGAUGUCCUAAACCAACCACACCUUCUCAAUCUAACUGCUACCCAGGUAGCACAGACCCAAGGUGUUCAAAACCAACAAUACCUUCUCAACCUAAUUGUUACCCGGAUAACACAGAUCCAAGAUGUCCAAAACCAACAACGCCUUCUCAACCUAAUUGCUAUCCUGGCAGCACAGACGUAAGAUGUCCGCAACAAACAACUACAGGUCGACCCACUUGCUAUCCUGGUAGCACAGAUCCAAGAUGUCCUCAAUCAACCACCCAAAAAGCUGUAUGUUACCCUGGCUCUCCUGACCCUAAAUGUCCACAACCAUCUAGGCCUACUACAUUAACGCCUCCUACAUAUUUGCCGCCACCAACAUUAUCAACAACAACAUCCCGCCCCAAUUGUUAUCCUGGUAGCACAGACCCAAGGUGUCCCCAACCUACAACUACUCCUCGUCCAAGCUGCUACCCAGGUAGCACAGAUCCAAGAUGUCCAAAACCAACAACGCCUUCUCAACCCAACUGCUAUCCAGGUAGUACAGAUCUAAGGUGUCUUAAACCCACAACGCCUACCCAACCCAACUGCUAUCCAGAUAGUACAGAUCCAAGAUGUCCUCAACCAACAACUAUAGCCCGUCCCAUCUGCUCUCCUGGUAGCAUAGAUCCAAGAUGUCCCCAACCUACAACUACUCCUCGACCAAACUGCUACCCAGGUAGCACAGAUCCCAGAUGUCCAAAACCAACAUCGCCUUCUCAACCCAACUGCUACCCAGGUAGCACAGACCCACGAUGUCCAAAACCUACAACACCUUCCCAACCCAAAUGCUAUCCAGGUAGUACAGAUCCACGAUGUCCAAAACCCACAACACCUUCUCAACCCAACUGCCAUCCAGGUAGUACAGAUCCAAGGUGUCCUCAACCAACAACUGUAGCUCGUCCCAACUGCUCUCCUGGUAGCACGGACCCAAGGUGUCCCCAACCUACAACUACUCCUCGUCCAAACUGCUACCCAGGUAGCACAGAUCCAAGAUGUCCAAAACCAACAUCGCCUUCUCAACCCAACUGCUACCCAGGUAGCACAAAUCCACGAUGUCCAAAACCCACAACUCCUUCUCAACCCAACUGCUAUCCAGGUAGUACAGAUCCACGAUGUCCAAAACCCACAACACCUUCUCAACCCAACUGCUAUCCAGGUAGUACAGAUCCAAGGUGUCCUCAACCAACAACUACUCCUCGUCCCAACUGCUACCCUGGUAGCACAGAUCCAAGAUGUCCAAAACCGACAACACCUUCUCAACCCAACUGCUAUCCAGGUAGUACAGAUCCUCGAUGUCCAAAACCCACAACACCUUCUCAACCCAACUGCUAUCCAGGUAGUACAGAUCCAAGGUGUCCUCAACCAACAACUGUAGCUCGUCCCAACUGCUCUCCUGGUAGCUCGGACCCAAGGUGUCCCCAACCUACAACUACUUCUCGUCCCAACUGCUACCCUGGUAGCACAGAUUCACGAUGUCCAAAACCCACAUCGCCUCCCCAACCCAACUGUUAUCCAGGUAGUACAGAUCCAAGGUGUCCUCAACCAACAACUACAGCUCGACCCAACUGCUAUCCUGGUAGCACAGACCAAAGGUGCCCUCAACUAUCAACUACUUCUCGUCCAAACUGCUACCCAGGCAGCACAGACCCCAGAUGUCCAAAACCAACAACACCUUCACAUCCUAAUUGCUAUCCUGGAAAUAAAGAUCCCAAAUGUCCUCAAACCUCUACUCAGAAGCCAACAUGUUAUCCCGGCUCACCAGAUCCAGGUUGUCCGCAACCCUCUCGUCCAACUACAUUAACUCCCCCCACGUAUUUGCCACCAUCGACUUCAAGGCCUAAUUGUUACCCAGGAUCAACUGACAUCAGAUGUCCUCAAGCAACAACCACACCUCGUCCCAAAUGCUAUCCAGGAUCUACGGACCCCAAAUGCCCAACACCCGCGACAUCAUCUCGCCCAAAGUGCUAUCCUGGUAGCACAGACCCAAGAUGCCCUCAACCAACGACUACGCCUCGCCCCAGCUGCUAUCCUGGUAGCACAGAUCCAAGGUGUCCCCAGCGAACAACCACAACUCAACCAACAACUACUUCUCGUCUUAACUGCUAUCCUGGUAACACCAACCCAAGGUGUGCCCAACCAACAACUACUCCUCGUCCAAACUGUUACCCUGGUAGCACAGACCCAAGAUGUCCUCAGCCAACAACUACAGCUCGUCCUAACUGCUAUCCUGGUAGCAAAGACCCAAGGUGCUCCCAAACAAUCACGACUCCGCGUCCUAACUGCUAUCCCGGCUCACCAAACCCUAAUUGUCCACAACCAUCACGUCCUACUACACUGAUUCCUCCUACUUAUUUACCGCCAUCAACGUCAAGGCCUAUUUGUUAUCCAGGAUCUUCAGACUCUCGUUGUCCGAAACCAACAACCACAUCUGGCCCCGACUGUUAUUCCGGUAGCACAGACCCAAGGUGUCCUCAACCUACAACUACUCCUCGUCCAAACUGCUACCCAGGCAGUACAGAUCCAAGAUGUCCAAAACCAACAACACCCUCUCAACCUAACUGCUACCCAGGUAACACAGAUCCAAGAUGUCCAAAACCAACAUCACCCUCUCAACCUAGCUGCUAUCCAGGUAGCACAGAUCCAAGAUGUCCGCAGCCAUCAACCACAGCUCGUCCCAACUGCUAUCCUGGUAGCACAGAUCCAAGGUGUCCUCAACCUACACCUACUCCUCGUCCAAACUGCUACCCAGGCAGUACAGAUCCAAGAUGUCCAAAACCAACAACACCCUCUCAACCUAACUGCUACCCAGGUAGCACAGAUCCAAGAUGUCCAAAACCAACAUCACCCUCUCAACCUAGCUGCUACCCAGGUAGCACAGAUCCAAGAUGUCCUCAGCCAUCAACCACAGCUCGUCCCAACUGCUAUCUUGGUAACACAGACCCAAGGUGUCCUCAACCUACAACUACUCCUCGUCCAAACUGCUACCCAGGCAGUACAGAUCCAAGAUGUCCGAAACCAACAACGCCUUCACAAACUAACUGCUACCCAGGUAGCACAGAUCCAAGAUGUCCAAAACCAACAUCACCCUCUCAACCUAGCUGCUACCCAGGUAGCACAGAUCCAAGAUGUCCUCAGCCAUCAACCACAGCUCGUCCCAACUGCUAUCCUGGUAGCACAGACCCAAGAUGUCCAAAACCAACAACGCCUUCUCAACCCAAGUGCUACCCAGGUACUACAGAUCCAAGGUGCCCUCAACCAACAACCACAGCUCGUCCCAACUGCUACCCUGGUAGCACAGACCCAAGAUGUCCAAAACCAACAACGCCUUCUCAACCCAACUGCUAUCCAGGUAGUACAGAUCCAAGGUGUCCUAAACCCACAACGCCUACCCAACCCAACUGCUAUCCAGGUAGUACAGAUCCAAGAUGUCCCCAACCAACAACUGCAGCCCGUCCCAUCUGCUCUCCUGGUAGCACAGACCCAAGGUGUCCUCAACCUACAACUACUUCUCAUCCAAACUGCUACCCAGGCAGUACAGAUCCAAGAUGUCCGAAACCAACAACACCUUCACAAGCUAACUGCUACCCAGGUAGCACAGAUCCAAGAUGUCCAAAACCAACAUCACCUUCUCAACCUAGCUGCUACCCAGGUAGCACAGAUCCAAGGUGUCCCCAACCUACAACUACUCCUCGUCCAAACUGCUACCCAGGCAAUACAGAUCCAAGAUGUCCACAACCAACAACACCUUCUCAACCCAACUGCUACCCAGCCAGUAGAGAUCCAAGGUGCCCUCAACCAACAACCACAGCUCGUCCCAACUGCUAUUCUGGUAGCACAGACCCAAGAUGUCCGCAGCCAACAACCACAGCUCGUCCCAACUGCUAUCCUGGUAGCUCAGAUCCUAGAUGUCCUAAAACAACUACUCAGAAACCUGUAUGUUACCCUGGAUCACCAGACCCUAAUUGCCCACAACCACCUCGACCUUCUACAUUGACACCACCUACUUAUCUACCACCAUCAUCUUCACGGCCUAACUGCUAUCAAGGAUCUACAGAUCCCAGGUGUCCUAAACCAACAACUUCACAGCCCAACUGUUAUCCAGGUAGUACCGAUCCUAGGUGCCCUAGACCCACACCUUCGAAGCCAAUAUGUUAUCCAGGAUCACGUGAUCAUAACUGCCCUCAGCCAUCUCAACCAACAACUACAGUACCUCCAAUAUAUUCUUCGACUAUUCAAAAUUGUCUCCCAGGUUCAACAGAUCCACGUUGUCCUAAAACACCAACAACGUCAGUUACAGUUCCACCAACUACUCUACCACAAUGCUAUCCUGGUUCUACAGAUCCUAGAUGUUCUAAAACAAGUCCGCCUAAACCAGUAUGCUAUCCAGGAUCUCCUGAUCCAAAUUGUCAAGAACCGACAAGACCUUCAACUGUAACACCUCCCCGACCUACAUCUAGACCUAACUGUUAUCCAGGUUCAUCGGAUCCUAGGUGCCCAAAAUCAACACCACAAUCCCCUACUUCUACUCCUAGUUCAUGUUAUCCCGGGUCCAGAGACCCUAACUGUCCUCAGCCUUUCCGACCUAGUAGCACUAAUCCUCCAUCUACGUACCUUCCCCCAUUCCCAGCAGAGAAUGAAGUAAAGUCACCUAGAGUUGGAAGACUAGCUUCUAAGAAUAUUGAUUAUUAUGACGAAUCACAGUCAGAAAUUGAUAACUUCGAAUUUGCUAGAACGAAACCACGUUCAAGACCCGUAAGAGACGUGAGCCAUAUAAAUGAAACUAUCGCCCCUUCUGUUAGUGGAUCAGCUCUUAUAUUUUUAUCAGUCGGCUCUGUCGUCGUCUUGGCACUGUCGCUAACGAUCGCUGUUCAUCUUUACAGAAGAUAUAAAAAAUCCGUCACAAUAAAAAAUAAUAGCGCUCAAAGUAUUUGUUAAUAAAGGUACAUCAUAAUUUACCAGUAAUAUUGUGAUAUUAUAACUUUAAUUUACAUUGCAAUUCUCUCGAAUUGCCAAGUGGCAAACAUUUAGCACUAAAUAUUGAUGCUGCCUAGUAAGAAUUACCUAUAUUUUAUUCUUAGUAAUAAUUUUAUUGUCUAUGUGAACUAUCACUGCCUUUUAGCUUUUAAAUAAAACAGGCUCUAAGCUAGUAUGCCUAUUUUAUAUAUAUAAAAUAGUGCCAUAAAUAUAACCAGUUUGAACAUCCUCUGAAAUUGUAUAUUUUUCAUUCCCUAGUCAAAGUACAAACAUAUUAUUAAUUAUUAUACUUUGUAUAUUUUCCAAAUAUGGUAUUAUGUACUUGUAUAAUAUAUGAGAAAAUGAUAUUAAAUAUAAUAUCUACAUUGUGAUAACUAUUUGUAAAUAUAUGUUUGUCAGUAUGUCGAUGUGGCCAUUCAAUGUAUAGAAAUAUGUUCAUAAUAAUUGAUUAUUUUAAAAUUGUGUUUCUUUUGAUUACGUGUGCAUUUUGUGAUGUAGAAAAGAUACGAGUACAAUAAAUUAACGAAUAACUGCUUUUUAUCGAAUUAACUACAACACAAAAUGUAUUGAAAAUCAUAAU